Molecule: messenger RNA, 2442 nt
Organism: Gamsiella multidivaricata
Lineage: Eukaryota; Fungi; Mortierellomycota; Mortierellomycetes; Mortierellales; Mortierellaceae
Product: mediator complex subunit MED14-domain-containing protein
Exons: 12
Coding region: 1-2442 (813 amino acids)
Biological process (GO): regulation of transcription by RNA polymerase II
Cellular component (GO): core mediator complex; mediator complex
Molecular function (GO): transcription coregulator activity
Source: RefSeq, a predicted model, not a curated record
AUGGAACCCAACGGCACCGCCAAGGGCACAUCGCCGCCCUUACCCGUCCCCGCGCCUGCAUCCUCAUCCAUGCCUGCUGUCGUGCCUACUCUCCCUCAGAAUAUGGCUGGCAUGGUCCCGCUCAGCGCCAUCAUCCAUCGCAUGACCAACGAAGCCUUUGCUGAUCUGUCUAAUCUGUCAGAUGUUCUACCGAGUAUGAACGACGCACGGAAAAAGCUGCAUAUUUUGGAAUACGCGCUCUCGAAACGGGAACAGUUUAUCAAAUUGCUGGUGUUAACAAAGUGGGCGAAAAGUGCAAACAAGUUUCAGCAAUGCCAGAACAUUGUUGGAUUUCUGCGCCAUGAAAACGAACUCUUCACGCGUGCAGUCGGUGGCCUAUUCGAAACUUAUAGGCUGUUUGGCAGGGCUCGCGUCCGCAACUUUGAUAUACCCACAGCAAUUGAUGUCUUGACUACAGGAACAUAUCAACGUCUACCAUCACGGAUCAAGCAAGUAUACGUUGAAGAAGAGAAGCCGAGCAGGACGCAGAUAGCGGCGACAUUGGAGAGACUAGAUGACGUGAUUCGCAUGAGGCUCCUGUGCGACGAGUUAGUUCCACCUGCUAUGAAAUACACGAUCGGCAAAGGAAAAGCCAAGUUUGUUGUUCCUAACGAGUUUGAGGUAACGCUCACUGUCUCGGGACCAGGAUUACCUAUGGAUGUGCCUUGGCGCAUUAUCGGUCUUAAGAUUCUGGUCAAACCUGUAGGAGGAUCCUUUCAAGGCCUUGAGACGACAUUGAACGAUGCACAGAUGCGGGCAAUCACCAUGUUUGCUCAGAAAGAGAUGGAUUCCUCGGGCUCAGCAAAUACCUCUCAACACACAAUUCUCCCAGUCGUUGAGAAUCCAAGCUCUCCGGCAAGCCAGGCCCUGCUAAGGCUAUACGACUACCUGCACAUGCUUUCGUUGCAUCUGCUGAUCGAGCUCGUAUACAUUCAGCCAGCAGCACCACAAGUGCCUGUACCCGCACCUAAAAGGAGAGCCUCAGCAUCACCAUCUACGGCAAUAACAGCCCAAAAGGAUGGAACUUUUGCCUCCCCAGCUCAGCAGGAACACUACCUUGAGAUCAGGAUAGAAGAGCGUCCAGGGCCCCCAGCCAAAAUACGUGAAGAUCUUGCCGGUGCUCUAGUAGAUCUUAAGUCCCUCGGCUACCCAAGAGCACAUAUCAAAAUCGUAUGGAGUCAAGUCGCCAAAGGGGUCGUCUCAGAAGCAGAAUCGGACUCGAUCCUUGAGCUGGACCCCUCAAACCUUCACGUCGAGCGUUUGCUUUUGAAAGCCGUGAAUAUGCACACUGGGCAGGUCAUGCAGGAGUUUUACGAUCGCCUCUUGUUACAUAUCGAAAAUACAAAGGCGCAAGCGGAGCAAACAGACGGUACUCAUUUUUCAAAGGACGACAUUCGACUGAAGACGCUGGAUUCUGGAGAGCAACAAGGCAUGGCUGGCACAUCCGCUUUACCCGGACCCCAGGCGCUGCUCGUUAGAUUGAAGGGCGAUCGAUGGAUCAGGAUACGAAUUGAUGUCAGAACAGGACGAGUAGUUGUGCGCGAAGUUGGGAAAACUGGCGAGGGAGUUGAUCCUGUUAUCACUGCAUUUCAGACCCGACUCAAUGACAAUGCAAACAACAUUGUCGAUGCUUUAAUUUCGUUACGGUUCUCGAUGGCAAUCGUGGAAUUGGAGUCGCUGGGUAUUCUUCUAGGGCUUCAGCCUUAUAGACGAUUGGCGCUUGGAAAGCAGGAUGCAGCACGAUUUGGUGCCAAUAUUCAGCAACUCCUGUUCCUGCAGUAUCCUCAGCAUCCUCGGCACUAUCUCGUUGUCGGCGUUAUUGACCAAAAGUUUUGCGUAUGGCUGAUCGAGGUCGCACCUGCAGAGCGGGAGGUUGCGGGAAUUUGGCUGACACUGAAAUCGAUCAUGCCAGUUUAUUGGCAGGGACUGAAGAGGCAGAGAGAAAGCAUCGAAAACGAUUUUGUUUCGAGCCCUGCAGCAAUCAAAAGGAAGUCGGUGCAGUUCGAUAUCGAGAAUGAUGGUUCUCAGGAAUUAACCCAUAGAGAAGAGUUGACGAUAGACCAGGAUGUCUUGUCAAAGCUGGAGGCCCUAUGCCGUGUCCGUAUUUGUCUUAAUGAAGUCAAGGCACAGUUGCAGGAGCAUGGCAUUCAGUACCGCUACUUGUCGCCUGCGAGCAAGGGAGAUGGUCUCAAGGCCGACAAUAAUGCUUUGACGGCAGUAUCAUUAGCCAACAUGAUCCCUCUGCUGCGAUUGGAGCCCAGUACUAUCUCACCAGGAGUCACCGAAGGUUUGUUCCUCUUCGUCGGUGCAAAGUUGACAGGAUGGUGGGAUGAUCAAAGAGAGACAUGCAAAGUUUGUCCCCGAAACCAUUCCGCCGAAUAUGGCAGACGGCCCCCUUGGUAA